Aegilops tauschii subsp. strangulata is the source of this 357-nucleotide messenger RNA. The record is from RefSeq and is a predicted model, not a curated record. Lineage: Eukaryota; Viridiplantae; Streptophyta; Magnoliopsida; Poales; Poaceae.
AUGCGGGUGCGGGUGCCCGCCCGCAUGGCCACGGGUGUGCGGGCGCUGGAGCCGAGCGGGGCGGAUGGGCACCGGCGUCGGGUGACGACCGGGGCCGCGACGAGGCCGGCCGGGAACGGCACCGGCGAGGCCAGCCCAGCGGCGGCCUGCAGCAGAGGACGACGGGGGGGGGGGUCGCACGAGGGGGCGGUGGAGGCGGCUGCGGCCGGAGACGAGACCACGGCAGGGAAGGGAGCCAAGGCGGGUGCCGGCGGCUGCAGCAAAGGCGGGGAGCAGGGGCGGCCCCGGACGGCGGCGGCCCUGGCGGGUGCGGCCAGGCGUCGCGGGAUGGAGGCGGUGGUGGCCGGGCGGCGGUAG